Molecule: messenger RNA, 2058 nt
Organism: Orycteropus afer afer
Lineage: Eukaryota; Metazoa; Chordata; Mammalia; Tubulidentata; Orycteropodidae
Source: RefSeq, a predicted model, not a curated record
AUGUCGGACCAGAUGAAGAACGUCGUCAGCGGCGUCCUCUUUGGCACCGGCCUGUGGGUGGCGCUUAUCAUCACCAUGCGCUAUUCCCUGAAGGUGCUGCUCUCCUACCACGGGUGGAUGUUUGCCGAACACGGCAAGAUGAGCCGCGCCACCAAGAUCUGGAUGGGUAUGGUGAAGGUCUUUUCAGGCCGAAAGCCCCUGUUGUACAGUUUCCAGACCUCGCUGCCUCGCCUGCCCGUGCCGGCCGUGAAGGACACCGUGAACAGGUACCUGGAGUCUGUGAGGCCUCUGAUGAAAGAGGAUGACUUCAGACGGAUGACAGAGCUGGCUGAGGAUUUUGCCGUCAACCUUGGACCAAGACUGCAGUGGUACCUGAAGCUGAAGUCCUGGUGGGCUACGAAUUACGUGAGUGACUGGUGGGAGGAGUACGUUUACCUCCGAGGUCGAGGGCCGCUCAUGGUUAACAGCAACUACUAUGCCAUGAUUCUGCUUUUGGGCUCCACCAUCCCACUCUGCUCUGCCCAGUGGGAGCGAAUGUUCAACACGUCCCGGAUCCCAGGCGAGGAGACAGACACCAUACAGCACAUAAGAGACAGCAAGCAUAUCGUUGUCUACCACCGAGGACGCUACUUCAAGGUCUGGCUGUACCACGAUGGCCGGCUGCUGUGGCCCCGCGAGAUCGAGCAGCAGAUACAGAGGAUUCUGGACGACCCGUCGGAGCCCCAGGCGGGAGAGGCGAAGCUGGCCGCGCUCACCGCGGGAGAGAGGGUGCCCUGGGCCAGGUGCCGCCAGGCUUACUUCGCACGUGGGAAAAACAAGCAGUCCCUUGAUGCCGUGGAGAAGGCGGCGUUCUUCGUGACGCUGGACGAAACCGAGCAAGGAUACAGGAGGGAGGACCCGGUCACGUCCAUGGACAGCUACGCCAAGUCUCUGCUGCACGGCAGCUGUUUCGACAGGUGGGUCUUGUCUGCGUGUCUCGAUGAUGGUGCCGCGGAUGACAGAAGGAAGCAGGACGGGUCCUGCUCCGUGCGCACGGCCGUUGCUUGUUUGCGCCCAGAGCCUGUGGUUGCAGCCCGUCAGUCCAUCUCCGGGGGGACUCUCUUCUCGCUGACCCUCUGCUGUACCAAGAAUGGCGCCCUUCUCCAGGGACUUGUCCCUCCUGCUAGCAUGGCCAAUGUCAGGGGCAUGCCCGCUUACGUCAUGGCCACCGACAGCUUCCAGCUAGGCUAUGCAGAGGAUGGGCACUGUAAAGGGGACACCAACCCGAACAUCCCGUACCCCACCAGGCUGCAGUGGGAGAUCCCAGAGGAGUGUCAAGAGGUGAUAGAGAUGUCCCUGAACACCGCGAAUCUUCUGGCCGAUGAUGUGGAUUUUCACUCUUUCCCAUUUAACGCUUUUGGCAAAAGCGCAAUCAAGAGGUGCCGCACGAGCCCUGAUGCCUUUGUCCAGCUCGCCCUGCAGUUGGCGCAUUACAAGGACAUGGGCAAAUUCUGCCUCACGUAUGAAGCCUCCAUGACCCGGCUUUUCCGUGAGGGCAGGACAGAGACCGUGCGCUCCUGUACCAUGGAGUCCUGCAGCUUUGUGCUGGCCAUGAUGGACCCACACACGACGGUUGAGCAGAAGCGCAAAUUGUUCAAGUUAGCCUCUGAGAAGCACCAGCUGCUAUACCGCCUCGCCAUGACGGGCGCCGGCAUCGACCGCCACCUCUUCUGCCUGUAUGUGGUGUCCAAGUACCUGGCCGUCGACUCGCCUUUCCUUAAGGAGGUCUUAUCUGAGCCUUGGAGGCUGUCCACCAGCCAGACCCCUCAUCAGCAGGUGGAGCUGUUUCAUCUGGAAAGGAAUCCUGAAUACGUGUCCAGUGGAGGGGGCUUUGGCCCGGUGGCUGACGAUGGCUAUGGUGUGUCCUACAUUAUCGUGGGAGACAAACUCAUCAAUUUCCACAUAUCUUCCAAGUUCUCCUGCCCUGAGACUGACUCACAUCGCUUUGGGCAGCACCUGAGAGAAGCCCUGGUGGACAUCCUCCGUCUCAUCUCGCUCACCUCUAAUUCCAAAAAGUAG